AGUAUUAGAAAUGAAUAAAAUUGAAGUUAUGAAACAAGGCAAUUAAGUCACAAAUCAAUUAAGAGAUGAAUUAGUUCAUUUGUUUUCUAUUACAGAUACAAAGGAUCCCUAUUUAUUAAGUAAAAGAGCUGAAUCUAUAAAAUCUGAAAUUGAAUAAAGAUUUAGUAAAUAAUCAAUAUCAUUGUUAGAAUAUCGUUGGAGUAUAAUAUUAUAUUCUAAUGAUUCUUAAAUGGAGUUUUCUUUUGUUUAUGGUGACGAAUUCACUAUAGAAUUGAAAUCUGAAUCCUAUGGUAUGUUAGCAUACAUAAUUCCUGAUCAACCUCAGACUCAAUAUGAACCUAGAAGAGACAUUGGAGUUACAAAACCUUAAUUUAUGAAUAAAGCUAUUUAUUCAGAUUAGAUUGCUUAAGAAAAUAAUAAUAUUGUUUAAAGGUAUUAGUUUAUAAAUGAGAGAAUCAAGUUCAAUAAUAUCCAAUCCUCCUUUAAGAUAUUAUCCUAAAAUGUAUCCUUGA
This is a messenger RNA of Paramecium primaurelia, 512 nucleotides long. The record is from the annotation of a GenBank genome assembly. Lineage: Eukaryota; Ciliophora; Oligohymenophorea; Peniculida; Parameciidae.